AUGGCUCUAUACUGCGGAAUGGAGCAGCAAUGCAAAAUGGCUCUGUACCGCAGCAUGGCGCAGCACCGUGCAUGGCUCUAUAUCAUUGCAUGGCGCAGCAGCGUGGCAUGGCUCCAUACCACUGCAUGGUGCAGCAACGCGGCACAACGCUGCACGGCGCAGCAAUGUGGAAUGGCUCUACAUCGUCAUAUGGUUCAAUUUGGCAUUACUCCAUCCAGUGGCAUGGAGCAGCAACUAGGCAUGGCUCUAUAUCGCCACAUGGCGCUGCAACGUGAGCUGGCUCUAUAUUUCUGCAUUGCGCAGCAAGGUGGCAUGGCUCUAUAUCGCUUCAUGGUGCAGCAAGGUGGUAUGGCUCUAUCGCUGCAUGGAGCAGCAAGGUGGCAUGGCUCUAUAUUGCUGCAUGGUGCAGUAACGUGGCACGGCUCUACAUCACUGCAUGGUGCAGUAACAUGGCAUGGCUCUACAUCGCUGCAUGGUGCAGUAACAUGGCAUGGCUUUAUAUCGUUGCAUGGUGCAGUAACGUGGUAUGGCUCUAUAUCGUUGCAUGGUGCAGUAACUUCGGAUGUUUAUGACAUGAUCUUCGAUGAUUAUCAAAACAGAGACCAGCUGAGAGUCAAAGCAAAAUAG
Pelobates cultripes (western spadefoot toad) is the source of this 627-nucleotide messenger RNA. NCBI's taxonomy places the organism in Eukaryota, Metazoa, Chordata, Amphibia, Anura, Pelobatidae. The record is from the annotation of a GenBank genome assembly.